Messenger RNA from Alternaria alternata, 2290 nucleotides. Its product is annotated as gamma-glutamyltranspeptidase-like protein. Gene Ontology annotation, biological process: glutathione catabolic process. Bases 457 to 2202 code for a protein of 581 amino acids. Gene Ontology annotation, cellular component: plasma membrane. The transcript is spliced from 2 exons. Gene Ontology annotation, molecular function: glutathione gamma-glutamate hydrolase. The record is from RefSeq and is a predicted model, not a curated record. NCBI's taxonomy places the organism in Eukaryota, Fungi, Ascomycota, Dothideomycetes, Pleosporales, Pleosporaceae.
UUCCGCAUUGGGAUCGAUUCCGAACCAACAACGACUUGAGUCGCAGAGACACUUCCCAUCAGUAUUUCUCUUUGCUUAUACAAACUCUCUGAUGCGACGGCCGUUAUCAACCGCGGCUAUCUCCGACCAACAACGGCCCGGCUUCGUUAUCUCAACUACUUCGAUAGGCCAAACCUGCCCGUUCGACGACUACAUUAUUACCUGACCGCGUCCACUCGGCCCGCCCGCGAUGGUGCAUUUCGACUGCUGCGCACGCAAUCCCAGCCUUGGGCUUUUGCAGCUUCCCAAUUCGUCGCAGCGCUUACCAUUACAAGCUAUUACCGUCGCAACUCGGGGAUCCACCAAGCCGACUUCGGCUAGUAUAUAACCUGCACCAUGAGCCCGUGGUUCGCCUCUCGUAGUCUUGGUGAGCUUGUUCUUCCUCCCUCCUUUCGUCAAUACUGUGCUGCUGCAAAUAUGGCGCGCGGAUCGCUGGUCAAGUGUUUCACCGGUCUCUUGACGUUGCAAAGUGCCUUGGGUACUCCUGUCAAGAGUGGGGAAUCAUGGUCGUCAGACUACCCUUCCAAGCCCAUUCUGAAGGAGGGGGAGUUGGGUGCUGUCGCCUCGGAGAGUGAUAUCUGCAGUCAUAUCGGUAUUGAGUUACUGAAGUUGGGUGGAAAUGCUGCAGAUGCCAUGGUCGGUACUGUAGCAUGUGUAGGCGUUGUCGGCAUGUACCAUUCUGGUAUCGGCGGAGGAGGUUUCAUGCUUGUACGCGCACCAAACGGCACAUAUGAGUUCAUCGACUUCCGCGAGACAGCACCAGCCGCUGCAUUUGAAGACAUGUACAAGAACAAUGAGGACGCCAGCAUCAAUGGCGGUCUCGCUUCUGGAGUUCCAGGUGAAUUGCGUGGGCUUCAACAUCUUCACGAAAAUUACGGUGUCUUGCCAUGGGCCACUGUGCUCACCCCAGCUGUAAAGGUGGCCAGAAAUGGCUGGCGAGUGAACGAAGAUCUGGUCAAGUACAUGGCCUCUGCCACCUCAUCGUCCAACUUCUUGGUCGACGACGUCGAGUUUGCCCUUGAUUUUGCGCCGAAAGGACGUCUGCUCAAGCUCAAUGAGACCAUUACGCGAAAACGUUAUGCCGACACACUCGAGACCAUUGCAAACGACGGUCCAGAUGCAUUCUACAGUGGUCCUAUUGCAGAAGCCACUAUCCGGGCACUCCAAGCUGCCAACGGAACUAUGACCCUCGAUGACCUCUCCAAUUACACUGUGGCCAUUCGCAAGCCAUCUACCAUAAACUACCGCGACUACAAGCUCACAGCCUGUAGCGCACCCUCAGGAGGAGAAGUCGCCCUCGCCACACUUAAGAUUAUGGAAGGCUAUUCCGAAGUCGGCAACCCAGAAAACAUCAACCUAACUACCCACCGCCUUGACGAAAGUAUGAGAUUCGCCUACGGCAUGCGCGCUGAACUAGGCGACCCUCUGUUCCUCGACGGAAUAGACGCAUAUCAAGAGCAAAUGCUCUCUGAAGCUACAGCUAAAGAGAUCCGCUCCAAGAUUUCCGACUCAAAGACUUUCGACGUGGCCUACUACGACCCCGCUGGUCUCGAAUCCCUCGAAACACCCGGAACUAGCCAUAUUGUAACUGCAGACAAGAGCGGCAUGGCCGUCACACUAACGACAACCGUGAACCUACUCUUUGGAAGCAAGCUUGUCGUCCCAGAAACUGGUGUCAUCAUGAACAAUGAGAUGAACGACUUCAGUAUCCCAAACACGACAAAUGCUUUUGGAUACAUUCCGUCGCCUGCGAACUUCAUUCGCCCUGGAAAACGCCCUCUUUCAUCCAUCUCCCCUGUAAUCGUUGAACAUCUAAACUCGUCAUCCAUCGCGAGCGCUUUUUACGUCGCUAUUGGUGCUGCGGGUGGCAGUCGUAUCAUCACAGCUACCAUCCAGAACCUGAUCCAUAUCUUGGAUGGAAAGCUGACAACGGCAGAGGCGCUAGCUGAACCAAGAAUUCAUGAUCAGUUGGUGCCUGCCCAAGUGAGCUUUGAGUAUGGAUUCAACAAUGGAACCACGGCUUUCUUGAAGGAGCUGGGAAGUAAUGUUACCUGGGUCGCGCCUGGUUCAAGUACAGCACAGGGUUUGAGACGCUUGACAAAUGGAACGUUCGAAGCUGCUGGUGAGCCUAGACAGAAGAAUAGCGGUGGAUUUGCUGUUUAGAUAAGUAAGGUGGGAAUAACUAUAGUGCCAUAGCCUCAUAGUGCCCGUAGAUUGAGUCGUGAAUGAGAUUUCGACUACUGAUAACGUG